AUGUCCUCCUCACAGAACCCGUUCGAGGAGCCUAUUCAAGGUUCACAUGCCAACGGUAUUCGUGGCAUGCUCCGGGCCCUGUCAGUUCGUCAACAGGAGAAGAAUCAAGAAAAGAGGGCAGCAAGACACAGACAGCAAAAUUGGACACUCCUGGAUUCUGGGGACUGUAAAAGCUGGAGCCUGGAGGAAAUCCAGCACGAGUAUGAAAUCCUGCUCAAGAAGUACAAGGAGAAUACCCGAGACCAGAACUAUCUGGUCAACGCCAGCAUCACCAACAAGAAGGAGAUAACCAAUGCUGGAAACCCUCUGGUAGAGUCUCUGCGCCUCGUCAUUAACAAGAAGGAGGCACAGGCGGCAAUUGCGAAAGCCUGCAAGCAUCCAGAGCCAGAGAAUGUGCACCUGGCCAUGAAGGAGAUCAGUGACGCCGACAAGCGCAUCACUGCUCUUCAGACCCAGAUUCGAGGCUACGUCGAUGCUCUUCGACAGUGGCUGGACAAGGAGCCUGGCUUUUAA
Messenger RNA from Fusarium proliferatum ET1, 513 nucleotides. RefSeq lists its product as uncharacterized. Bases 1 to 513 code for a protein of 170 amino acids. Lineage: Eukaryota; Fungi; Ascomycota; Sordariomycetes; Hypocreales; Nectriaceae. The transcript is spliced from 2 exons. The record is from RefSeq and is a predicted model, not a curated record.